UGACUGCCAAUUCCAGCCCCAUUCGGAUCAGCAAUAAUAAAGUGUCUGCGGUCCGUCAGUCAGUAGAAAUACUGAUCCAGACGAGGAUGGGUGUGAAGGGGCUGGUUGUGACAGUGCUGCUAGCUGUCUUCGUUGCCUACUACGUCUACACUCCGCUGCCUGACGCCAUCCAGGAGCCCUGGAAGCUGUUGUUGGUGGACGCAGGGUUCAGGACAGCCAUGCACCUGGCUUCUUUGAAACACCGGCUGGGUCUGGAUCACUACAUCACAUCAGUCAGACAUUCAAUAGAGGGCUUUGAGAGCACAGCGAAGGGCCUUUUGGGCUCUGGGGCCAGCGGGGGGGUCAUACCCGGAGUGAAGGUUCGUGACACCACCUUUGCCGGGAUCUCCGUGAGGGUUUACGAGCCUCCGGCCGGAGGGGAGGGACACCUGAGGAGAGGGCUGAUGUAUUUCCACGGAGGCGGCUGGGCUCUCGGCAGCGCCAAAAAGGGGACGUAUGACAACGUGAACCGCAUGGUUUCGGAUGAGCUCAACACCGUCGUGGUCUCUGUUGAGUAUCGCCUUUAUCCUGAGGUCAUCUUUCCAGAGCCGUAUUUAGACUGCCUCGCUGCUGCUAAACAUUUCUUAUCCCCAGAGGUUCUGGCAAAGUACUCCGUCGACCCUGAACGUGUGGCCGUGUCAGGAGACAGCGCUGGAGGAAACCUCGCUGCUGCAGUCGCUCAGGAGGUUUCUUUAGACGAGAGCAUGACUGUGAAGUUCAGCGUCCAGGCUCUGAUCUACCCGGUGCUCCAAGCCCUGGAUUUCAACACGCCGUCCUAUCUGCAGAACGAACACAUGCCCAUCCUCCCUCGCCACACCAUGGUGCAGUUCUGGCUCCAGUACCUCGGAGCCGACCUGUCCCUGCUGCCGCAGCUCGUGGUGAACAACCACAGCGCCGUCGCCUCAGAGCUGAGGCUGAGGUUAGACUGGACCACCCUGCUCCCUCAGAAGGUCAGGAAGAGCCACAAGCCUGUCACUGUGGAGAAAGACUCCCAUGGAGUUCUAAAGGCGGUGCCGGGGUUUCUGGACGUCCGCGCAGCACCUCUGUUAGCCAGGUCGGAGGUGCUGGCUAAAACCCCACGGGCUUAUAUACUAACAUGUGAGUUUGACGUGCUGAGGGAUGACGGGCUGAUGUACGCUCGACGCUUACAGGACGCAGGAGUCUCUGUCACUAGUGAGCACUACGAGGACGGUUUCCACGGAUGCUUCAGCUUUAUAUCCUGGCCGAUAGACUUCGAUGUAGGAAAGAGGGCGGUGAGGGGGUACAUUAACUGGCUGCAGAACAACCUGUAACAAAUGACAUAAGGGCUCCUGCAUCAUCCCGGCUCAUCUGAGCUCAGGGCUUUUAUCCCACACUCAUCGGUUAACACUGUGACCAACAAAGCCAUAGAAAAAAUCAUUCCUACAGCCACUGAUGCAUUAGUUAUUCAGCAGCUUUUGCUCUGACUCCCAAAAGGCUGUCACUUGUUUCCUUGGAAGCUAAUUAAUGCUAAUUAGCCUAAAUUACAAAGCAAAGAAGCUGUGCUGUGGUGUUUUACCACGAUGCUAAUCUGAGCUGUCACUACCCUGCAGCAUCCAAUUAAGAUAAAAUUUGUCCAAAUUGUCUGUUUUGUUUAGUUUUCUACAAGUUGUUUUUCCUCGAGUAACGCUGGACGAUUAAAAAGCACUUUUCCUUUCA
Molecule: messenger RNA, 1716 nt
Organism: Nothobranchius furzeri (turquoise killifish)
Lineage: Eukaryota; Metazoa; Chordata; Actinopteri; Cyprinodontiformes; Nothobranchiidae
Gene: nceh1a
Product: neutral cholesterol ester hydrolase 1a
Cellular component (GO): membrane
Molecular function (GO): serine hydrolase activity; carboxylic ester hydrolase activity
Source: RefSeq, a predicted model, not a curated record